This is a messenger RNA of Nicotiana attenuata, 718 nucleotides long. RefSeq lists its product as uncharacterized. The transcript has 5 exons. The record is from RefSeq and is a predicted model, not a curated record. The coding region runs from base 151 to 492 and encodes 113 amino acids. Lineage: Eukaryota; Viridiplantae; Streptophyta; Magnoliopsida; Solanales; Solanaceae.
CAUUCUAUAAUAUUGUCUCCUCCAGUCCUCCUCUCCUCAUCCCUAACCAAAAGAAAAAAUUACUAGCCUCUCUCUGCAAAAUAUUUAAAGACCUUAUCCAUUUCUGUUUCUUGGGAACUGUAUCGGUUAUUUAGUUUUGCAAAAUUAUAUAUGGAGAAGGCAAAGCAAAUAGUUGGUUCAUCUUCGUCGUCGUCCUUUACUAAUGAUCUGUUUGGUCCCAAAGAGCCCUCAUACCCGUCGCUAUUUGGUUCCGUUUUUGGUCCACCUUCCACGGGACUAAGAAGAGAUCCCAUUCAAGCUGUGGAUAAAAGUUUAUCAAGAACACAAGAAGCAGGGAACCAGUAUGGCAAUGCAAAAUAUGGUGGCCAAUAUGUUUAUUCUCCAACUACUACCCAGGGCUCUCAGGGUAAUAUUGUGAAGAAAGAUGGGGGAGGUGAUGGUUCAAACUCUGCUUCAAGAGGAAAUUGGUGGCAGGGAUCACUUUACUACUAAGGCCUUGCCUUUGUCCAUGUAAAUCUCCUCUGUAAUUACUUAGGAGAUAAGAGAUCAAAGCAUUUUUCACCAGCAAGGAGUAAGAGAUAUUACAACAUCAGUCCCUCUCUUUGCUUUAUCUUCUAGAUGAACUAAGCCAAGCUUGUACAUGAGUUAAUCCUCCUUACAGUUGCUGAACUUCUCUUGUAUUUAUCUAAUUAAUAUAAAUCCAACUAAUUAAUCUUAA